Messenger RNA from Python bivittatus (Burmese python), 1272 nucleotides. The record is from RefSeq and is a predicted model, not a curated record. NCBI's taxonomy places the organism in Eukaryota, Metazoa, Chordata, Lepidosauria, Squamata, Pythonidae.
GCUGAUUCAGCUAUUUCUCAUGCCUGUCUUUCUCCACAGUACCUAGCGGAGAACUGCCAUCCAGCAAUUUGGUGUGCCCUGGAUGCUUUGCUGAGGAUUCCAUAUUCUGCGAGCCCACAUUGAUAAAAUGUCCUGAAUCAGAGAACCAAUGCGUGAACAUUACUGGGAUCUUUGUUGACGGUACUAAACUAACACCCUUCUAUGGUAGAGGUUGUGCUACAUCCAAAACAAUGCUUGUUCCUCUCUUUUACCCUAUAUCCAGAGGUGGACAGUCCUCGAUUCAAAUUACUGCCAUCAAGAAGGUGAAAGAUGCAGAAAAGUCCUUAACCUGUCGUACCUCUUCGACAGCAACUCAGCUUUGUACCAAUGCCGAAUGCUAUUCACAACAAGCAGAAAGUACCAUUGAUGGGUCGAAGACGCCACACGACAUCCUUACAUGCCUUUCAUCAUGCAAAGCCAGGGACAUAAAAUUCACAUUUGGAGACAAAAAAUAUAUCCGUGCGAAUGGCAAAUGCUGUGUCACGGACAACUGCAAUAGUAUUCCUGCAGUAUCUAACACAGAUGUGAAAAACAGCAGUUUGGAAUGCCCCGGGUGUUUUGAAUUCAAAACCUACUGCGAGGCCACAUUGAUGAAAUGUCCUGAGAAAGAGGACCAAUGCGUGAACAUUACUGGGACGUUUGUUGACGCCAGUGGAAGCAAACCCUUCUAUGGUAGAGGUUGUACUGCAGUCACAGAAAGGGACAUUGUCCUCGGUGACACUAUUGCCACAGGUGAAAACUCCUGGUUUCAAAUUUCUGGCUUCAGUGUGGAGAAAGCUAAAGAUAGUUCGUGGUCAGUUCAAGAAAGCUCCACGGUUACCCUCCUUCUGUCUGGUCUCAUUGGAAUCCAGCUGACCAACUUCUUUUAUUGAUCUUGGUUUCCUGUAUUGAAAAAGCAUCUGAGUCCUAAAGAGUUAAGGAUGCGGCUAUAUUGGAGACCUGUUGUAAUUUAACCCCAAAGAUGUUUCACUGUUACCUUUGAGAAGUAUGUUUUUCUCUCCAUACCAUUUGAUUUUUUUAAUGUGUUUUGAUUAUUUUCAUAUAUUAUAUCUAAUCAAUUCAUUAAAAGGAUUUUCCCAAACUCUGACAUUCAAAUGUAUUUGCAUUCAGUUAAUGUGAAAAAAGAAAAGAAAAAGAGGCGGCUCCGUAAGCAAAAAGUAGAAUAUAUGUUUUUCAUAUAGAAUAUCCCAUUUUCAUCUUUGGAAUCUUCCACUAAAAACAUAAUAAAAAUUG